This is a messenger RNA of Corythoichthys intestinalis (scribbled pipefish), 2494 nucleotides long. RefSeq names its product protein phosphatase 1H-like. The record is from RefSeq and is a predicted model, not a curated record. Gene Ontology annotation, biological process: protein dephosphorylation. The transcript is spliced from 10 exons. The coding region runs from base 270 to 1859 and encodes 529 amino acids. Gene Ontology annotation, molecular function: protein serine/threonine phosphatase activity. NCBI's taxonomy places the organism in Eukaryota, Metazoa, Chordata, Actinopteri, Syngnathiformes, Syngnathidae.
CCCGCUAAUUCCGCGUUCCCGACGCCCGGGAUGUUGUCUCCGGCUCUCCAUGGAGGUGCGGCCGGCUUUGCUUAAGCCAUCCUAGCCGCGAUUCCCUUCCCCGGUCCGCGCCGCCGUCGAUGCGGCGCUGAGCGAGCGAUCGCGCGGCCUCGUUCUCCCGUCGAGCCCUGUCGUCGAGCAGCGCGGCCGAGCUGGGGGGCAAUCCGGGGAAAGGGAGCCGCGGCGCCGCGCACCGGCCGCCGGACACUCCGCCGCGACGCACCGCCAACAUGCUCACACGAGUCAAGUCCGCCGUCGCCGGCUUCAUGGGUGGAAUCAUCGCCGGCGGCGGGUCCGGCGGAGGUUGCAGCCCCGGCUCGGACCUGCCGCUCAAAUUCCCCUAUAUGAGGCCGGAGUUCCUCGGACUCUCCCCGGAUGAGAUCGAGUGCUCCGCGGAUCACAUCGCCCGGCCCAUCCUCAUCUUGAAGGAGACCAGGAGAUUACCUUGGGCUACCGGAUACGCAGAGGUGAUUAACGCUGGGAAGAGCGCUCUGAACGAGGAUCAGGCCUGUUGUGAAGUGGUGGUAGUGCGGCGUCGGCCGAUGAGCUAUUGCCCACCUUCAACGCCUAGCAAAACCCCGACGGCAAAGAGACGCAACUCCCUGCCCAACGGCGACGGUCCAGGGCUUCGCUUGGAUCACAGCAAGCUUGGGGAGGACAAUGAGGGACUUGUGUUUCAUUAUUGGGCCUUGUUUGACGGCCAUGCCGGUUCCGGCGCCGCCGUGGUUGCCUCCCGCCUGCUUCAGCACCACAUCGCCUGCCAGCUGCAGGCAGUCAUCGAGAUCUUGCACAACCUGACAUCUCUGCCGCCCACCAUCUUAGGCGAGGAGCCCGAUGCCAACAACCCCUAUUUACAGGGCAACACGCCGGCUGCCCAGCGCUCCCUGACGCGGGCGGCAUCGCUACGGGGUGCGGCCGGGACGCCGGCUUCUCCUAGCAGCACGCCACCGCCACCACGUUUUUUCACCGAGAAGAAGGUCCAGCAUGAGAGCUUGGUGAUCGGAGCGGUGGAGAAUGCCUUCAAAGAGAUGGACGCACAGAUCGAGAGAGAAAAGCAGGGCUACAACAUCACGGGAGGAUGCACGGCUCUCACUGUGGUCUACAUGCUGGGGAAGCUGUACGUCGGAAACGCAGGCGACAGCAGAGCGAUAAUUAUCAGGAACAACGAGAUUGUUCCGAUGUCAACAGAAUUCACGCCGGAAUCGGAGCGCCAGAGGCUACAAUUCCUGGGUUUCAUGCAGCCUCACCUUUUGGGAAACGAGUUCACGCAUCUGGAAUUCCCACGAAGGGUUCAGCGGAAGGAGGUCGGAAAGCGAAUGCUCUACAGGGACUUCACCAUGAACGGAUGGGCGUACAAAACCGUCGAGGAUGAAGACCUGAAGUUUCCGCUCAUCUACGGCGAAGGGAAAAAGGCGCGGGUGCUAGCCACUAUCGGCGUCACACGCGGUUUAGGCGACCACGACCUAAGAGUUCACGACUCCAACAUCUACAUCAAGCCAUUUCUGUCCUGCCUUCCUGAGGUGAAGGUGUACAACCUCACUCAGUACGAGCACGGCGCGGAUGACGUACUGGUGAUGGGCACGGACGGACUUUGGGACGUUCUGUCUAAUCAGGAAGUCGCCGAGGCUGUCUCGACUUUCCUCGCUAACUGCGAUCCAGAUGAUCUUCACAGGUAUACCAUGGCGGCUCAAGAUUUAGUCAUGCGAGCGCGCGGCGUCCUCAGAGACCGAGGUUGGAGGAUCACCAACGAGCGCUUGGGCUCGGGAGAUGACAUCUCCGUCUUCAUCAUUCCGCUAAUGUAUGGCAACCGUCAGCCCUGAGCUGAAAAUUCCGCCCUGAAUCCCUUUUGCACACAUUUCUGUUGGGAGUGAUGCGCCAAAAAUUUUUUAGGUGCUCUCAAAACUAACCUCAGAAUAGCAACUAAGGCCGUUUCGGGCCUAAUGUAGCUUUCGAGGUUCAACUUUUGAUGCCGUUUCGGCCCUGAGAUCCCAUGUAAAUGUUAUACGCUGCAUAUUAACUCAUUGGCUGUCAAACAAUGCCAGAGACGCCAACAGUGGCUCUACCAGUUUCACCAAUGGCAAUGAGACGUCAACAACAAUCACAUGACUUCAUUAUACCAAUUGAUCACGAUGGCCUGUUCAAGCACCGAAUAAUAUUAAAGCAACAUGAGGUUACUUUUCAGUUUUGGCCGAUUUAGCGGCACAGGUGGACAAAAGCUGUAGUGUUUUGCCUACCAACGCACAGUGUUGUAAAAAACGGAGAUAUGAUCCUUGAAAUUUCAUAAUAGGAAAUAUGUUUUCUCCACGGGAGGGCACUCAUGCUCUUUGGACAAAUAAUGCUUCAUGUCUGGAGAUUUUUUUACUCUCGAUGGAAUUCAAUGGGUUUAAUUUAAUAUUAUAAUGCAAUAGGUUAUAGUACAUUGUAAUAAUAGCAGUCCAUGUAGAAAACUUUUUUU